Linum trigynum is the source of this 1653-nucleotide messenger RNA. NCBI's taxonomy places the organism in Eukaryota, Viridiplantae, Streptophyta, Magnoliopsida, Malpighiales, Linaceae. The record is from the annotation of a GenBank genome assembly.
UUUAAGAUGUUGAAGAGAUUUCACAAAUAUUUUGUUAGGAAUUUUGGUUAACGACCAUUAGUGAUGCAAUGUAAUCUAAAAAUGUAAAUGAAAUAUAUUUGUUUCCCUUUGCACCUUUGGAAAGGAGAAACCUAAGCCCUACAUUAAGCUGAGAAAAGAAAACGACCGGGGCACCCAAUGCCUCCGGCCGGAGAAAAUAACUGAAGAUCGGAAGAUUUUCUGUUUCAUCUCUCCGAAACCGGAAUAAAGAAAAUGGCGGCUCCGACGAUUGACGGGGCUGGAAGCGAAGCCCGGGAAACCCUCAAAGCCUUUCACCACAGAGCUCUCGAGGCCGAGGAUCGACUGUCAAGACUGGAAGCUGCAUUAGCAAGUAAAGCAGAUGGUGAGGAUUCGGAGCUUUUGAAGACUAUAAGUAAACUCCAAUCGAAAUUAGAGGAUGUAACUGCAGAGUUAGCUUCUGAACGACAGAAGGCUCAGAAGCUUGCUGUUGAAAAUGGGAAGCUCCAGUAUCGAGUUACACAUCUCGUCCGUUCUAUCAGGGAAUCUGACUGAAACCCUCACAAAUUCAUAGGUGAUAUAGUGAGAUACCAAGAUUGAUAUGAUAUAUGGUGGGAUCUGCAGCAGAAGAAUCAGAAACUAGUCUUUUACUAUUACCUCAUUCUUGCCACAGGAUCAGAAGCUAGAUUCUGUAGGGUUGAUGAUGGGAAGAAGAAGAACCCUUCUGUCUGUUCGAAUUGAAGUUGCUAGUAUUAUCGUCAAACUUUCGUUAUAGCUGCUUGGUGUUCAUCGUUCUCCUUUCAUGGCAUCCUCUUCUCUUGCAAGAAAAGCAAGUUACUCAUCUGUGUAGUGUUGAUAGACUUGGUUGGUUCCCAUGUGGGAAAUAGCAGGUGGUUAUGAAGUCGCCGUUUGAGAUGCCGUUUUCAUUGUUCAUGUUCGUCCUACCCCAUUCAUUCAACUUUCCUUGGUGGUUGGAAUUACCAAGAACAUGAAAAAAGUUACUUGACAUGGUAAUUUGGGUGUUAUUGGUGGACAGGAGUUGGAGAAACGUUUCAUGCAGGUCUUUGUUACUUUCAGAGAGGAAAGUGAUGGAUAAUUUGAUUUUUACUUAUCUAGGGUGUAAUCCUUAACAUUGUUAGUUUAUUGCUGGAUAAUUGCUAGACCUCGCAACCACACUAAACAGGGCCGAGAAGAAUCUCUUUGUGGUCAUUGAUAAGAGUGGUUAACUUGAAUUCUCGACUUUAAAGAUUCAGAAUAGUUUUGAACGUAUCCAAUGUGAUUUUCAUCAUGUAAUGGCGCAAACAAGCUUUAUAUUCAUAAUUUUGUGUUUUUUCCUUCUCUAACCACAAGUUAUAAUUAUGCACUCCAUCGAUGAAUUCAACAUAUGUUCGUUUGAAAAUGACAAUAAUCACAAAACAAUUGUAUGUUGUCUAAACACAUUGCUUUUGUGCAUCUAAAGGCAUCAUUUUCUUGAGAUAGCAUAACAUGGAAUUAAAGGCAUCAUAAAAGUUAUAGUUUCUAAUGCACUUAACCUGCCUUUAUGUAGUUUGAUGGUAAUCAACCUACCUUAAUUCGAUUGACAACUACCUUUCACCUUUGUGUAGCCUAUGGACAACUAAAACAUGCAAGACAAUGAAACAAAAACUAAUUAAAUAA